This is a messenger RNA of Triticum urartu, 3474 nucleotides long. RefSeq names its product cytochrome P450 714C3. The record is from RefSeq and is a predicted model, not a curated record. Gene Ontology annotation, molecular function: oxidoreductase activity, acting on paired donors, with incorporation or reduction of molecular oxygen; heme binding; iron ion binding. Lineage: Eukaryota; Viridiplantae; Streptophyta; Magnoliopsida; Poales; Poaceae.
CUCCAAGCCCCAAACCCAGUCUCACCUCACUCCGUCCGUCCGGCGUCGUCUUCCUCCGCCAGCGCCGCCCCUCCUUCUGCGAUUCCUCAUCGACGUCGCCGUUCUUAGUUGCUCCCGUCAUCUUGGUAAACUUCGUAGCUGAUUGAUCUCUCACUCUCCACGAUUCUCGCAGCUUUAUGUGUUUGUAGUAUCUGCCGCAAGCUGGAUUAAUCCCCAUUGCUUCUUUCUCGUCGGCGCGGUGCUCGCAAUCGACGGAGUCGGCAGUUUAGCAACGACGCGUUCCUGGCCGGCACCGCCAGUCAACGAGAUGUUCAUUCCCUAGUUUGUACUGGACCUUUUGCUGUGGGUAACUUCGAAGCUUCAGCUAUUUGCAGUGAGGGAUUAUAAGAGGACUGACGCAUUCCCACAACAGCUCUGCUCAUCAGCCUGAUGAUGAUUUUUUUAGAUAUCCAGUUUAUUGCCCUGGUUUCUUGCUCUUCCAUGAUUCCAUCUUAGAGUACAGAGGCUGCAUGCUGCGAUUGGCGUCAACUGCUUCAUAGAAAUCAGACUCUUCCCAACUGCACAUCAUAGGGUGCGUUGACCCAGUCUGGUCUGAAAUCUUUGUCGUGCUUCUGAGGUAUCUGACAUCGGUUGUGAUGCGGCCUUGGUGCUUUGUGUCCUGCCUCUUCGCCAUUAGUGGCCUUGGCCUGAGUUUGGACAAGGUGAGCUGUGUGCCGUUGUAGACUUGUAGUAUGGUGGGUGUGGUUUCUAACCUCUUGGUUUAGCGUUAUAUGCUAAAAGGCGUCGUGUCCCCUCUUCUUCUAUGCUAUUGAUAUACCUCUCCGUGGUGGAUUGUUGAAAAAAAAUGUUUAUUGACAUACAAGCUAAAAUGGAAUUUGAUCGUUUUUUCUAGAAAAAAAAGCUAAUUUGAUCCGUGGACAGAACGUGAUUGGUGCUGGUGUUGUCUCUGUAAAAAUGUUGAUAAAAGGUUUUCAAACUUUUCUGAGUUCACCCACCUGGUUGUUCUUGUUACUGGGUUUAGUCACCUUUUCUCCCCACCACUUUGCACAGUUCAGCGGAGGAUGAGCUGCACCUAUUAAUGAACUAUGCAAGAGUCCAUUCUUUUAGGUAAUAAUGUUUCUUUUAGUACUAUUAUUUUGUGACCAGGUAUAAAUUUGCCUCCUUUGUUUAAAAGUAUACUUUGGCAGCUAAGCCAAAAGCUUAUCAAUUAAUAUAUAAAAACCUCAACUUGGCAGAAUAUUGUCAGUAGAUGCCAAGAUCAGAAAGCAAGAUAAUAAAGAAUCAGAAACUGUAGAAGACAAAAACAGCAUUUAUAUCCUAGAGUUCUAAACAGAUGGGAAUCUUGUGGAUUACAUAGUGUGACAAGAAGUCCUCCCUCUUUCCUCACUCUGCCAUGGGGAAACUUCAUCUGCUAGCUCUGCUUCUUCCUGUACUUCUUGGGUUACCUCUGUUGUACAUCUGUGAGAUACUAUGGCUGAGGCCAGAGAGGAUAAGAAAGAAACUAAGGAAGCAAGGUGUGAGGGGUCCCAGGCCUACUUUGCUCUAUGGCAACACCCAGGAGAUAAAGAGGAUCCGACAAGAGGCAUUGCCUGCGCAGAAGCAAGACACCAGUAACUACAUGUCCACCCUCUUCCCUCAGUUCAUGAUCUGGAGGGAAACAUAUGGGUCGGUAUUCCUCUACUCAACAGGAGCUGUGGAGAUUCUGUAUGUUUCUGACCCUGGCAUGGUCAAGGACAUGAGCCACUGCACAUCAUCUGAGCUCGGAAAGCCUAUUUUUAUACAGAAAUCUCGCAAACCACUCUUCGGUGAAGGCAUCUUGGUGGCAAAUGGCAAUAUAUGGGCCUAUCAGAGAAAGAUCAUUGCACAAGAGUUCUUCAUGGAGAAGAUUAAGGUCAUGAUAGAACUAAUAGUGGAGGCUUCUGCCCCACUGCUAGAAGCAUGGGAUAGUAUGCUUGACGGCAUGGGAGGGAGUAGAGAGAUAGAUGUGGAUGGUUAUUUGCGGAGUUUUUCGGCGGAUGUAAUCGCCAGGGCAUGUUUUGGCAGCAAUUUCGCAACAGGGGAAGAAAUAUUCUACAAGCUCAGGCAGCUUCAGAAGGCGAUUUCUCAGCAAGAUGCACUUGUUGGAUUAUCCGCGGUGUGGAAGAGUUUGCCGACCAAGGCCAAUCGAGAGAUACAAAAGCUGGAGCAAGAAGUUCGGUUACUCAUCCUGAAUGUCGCAAAGGAACACAGCCGUGGCAGCAGCAGCGAAGACGACGAUUGCAUAAAGACUAAACACAAUGGCCUUCUCCGCUCGAUUGUCAAUAGUGCUCGCCAUUGUCCGGCCAGCUUCCGUGGCAGCGCCGAGGACUACAUCGUCGACAACUGCAAGAGCAUCUACUUUGCUGGGCACGAGACUACAGCCGUCACCGUCACCUGGUGCCUGAUGUUGCUGGCCACACACCCGGCGUGGCAGGACCGUGCCCGUGCCGAGGCUCUAGAGGUGUGCCGUGGAGGCACAGAGCUCGACGUCGACGUCCUCCGGCGACUGAAAACGAUCACCAUGGUGAUCCAGGAGACUCUCCGGCUGUACCCUCCGGGGUCAUUGAUUAUGCGCGAAACGCUGAAGGACUUCAAGCUCGGUGGGCUCGACAUCCCACGGGGGACGAUCAUCCAGAUAGCCAUAGCGAUGCUGCACCUCGACAAGGAUGUUUGGGGCCAGGACGCCGGUGAGUUCCGGCCUGAUCGGUUUGCGAACGGCGCCGCUGCGGCGUGCGAGCCGUCACACAUGUACCUGCCGUUUGGGCACGGGCCCAGAAUUUGUGCUGGGCAGAACCUGGCGAUGAUGGAGCUGAAGGUGGUGCUCGUGCGCCUGCUGAGCAAGUUCGCCUUCUCACCGUCGCCCGGGUACCGGCACGCGCCGUUGUUCCGGCUCACCGUCGAGCCUGGGUUCGGCAUGCCUCUUGUCGUCACGAAGCUUCCAUGAUCUCUCUCACUGCCAUCUGUGGCAAGAAGGUGCCGCGCCUGAUGAAAACAGUGACGCCACCACUCCACUGUGUUUGUAAUCGGCAAGGCGGUGCUUUCGUCGGUACUUUCUGCGGCGCAAGAUUCAGUAAGUUCAGAAAACACUGGCAAAGCAAGGUAUGGUUAUUGAUGACAUGGUACCCGUAUCUCCCCCAAAUGAUAUUUCUUGGACCCUGAUAAGUGUCACACCUAUGGCACGAACACAUGACAACUUCGAACGUUUUUUAUGGCAAGUUUAGUGACGCGAGGAUGGCAACUUUAGUUGUCAAGCAUGACAACUUUCUUUUCGAAUGGCAAGUUUCUGUUUUUUCUUUGGAUUUGUUCUCUUUUCGGAUGACAACUUUAGUUGUAAAAACCGUCGUCGGGGCCGGAGUGCUUCAUGCCACACGUGUGGCACUUAUCAUUUGGGUAUUUCUUUUGUUAGAAAGCAAUUCUUUGCUCAAACUGAAUUAUUAUUUUUACUUCUAGUAUUUA